Messenger RNA from Aspergillus affinis, 1611 nucleotides. RefSeq names its product cytochrome P450. The transcript is spliced from 3 exons. Gene Ontology annotation, molecular function: iron ion binding; monooxygenase activity; oxidoreductase activity, acting on paired donors, with incorporation or reduction of molecular oxygen. NCBI's taxonomy places the organism in Eukaryota, Fungi, Ascomycota, Eurotiomycetes, Eurotiales, Aspergillaceae. The record is from RefSeq and is a predicted model, not a curated record. The coding region runs from base 1 to 1611 and encodes 536 amino acids.
AUGGCUCUCGUCAAUCUCACCACGAGCGCUUUUAGCCUCCUCAAUCAAACAGAGACCAUGGGGACUGAUGCUCCCGGAAUUCAGUACCAGUUCUCGGUACCAGCUUCAACGAUGACAGCUUUUGCGGGUAUUGCAGUCAUAUGGUGGUACCUGAUCACGGUGAAUCGAAAGAAGUACCCCAACAUCUAUGGGAACUAUGACUUCGACGCCCCAAUCAUUGGGUACAAACAUAUGAUUCUUGGACGGCUACAGUUCUUCUUCAACGGCCCAGCUAUGAUCAAGGAAGGGUAUGAGAAAUACAAAGACACUUUUUUCAAAGUGUCCAGCAAUGACCUCCUCAUUGUUCCUAAUAAGUAUCUCGCCGAACUGGCAAGCAUGCCACCCGAGAAGCUGAGUCUCAACACGGCCAUUGUGGAUGCGUUCCAACGUCUCCACUCAAUCACUGCUGUGAUAACCGACCACAGCUUGCAAUCGCGCAUGCUCAUGACUCGAUUGACACCCAAGCUCGGCGUACAUGUGCCUCUCGUUCAGGACCAGUUCCGCAAGUACUUGCCUUCCGAACUACCGGCCACCGAGAAGGACUGGACUAGUAUCAACGCUUUGCACCUAGCACGACGUAUGGUCCACCGCGGAGUGGCUACACAGUUCGUAAUCGAGCUUGCCGAAGACGAGGAGUACUUAUCUACUGCUAUCGCGUACUCCGAGUACGGCUUCAGACACAACUUCAUGCUUCGGGUGUUCCCCGACUGGGCCAAGCCCGUUGUUGCACGUUUCCUCCCUACGAGCUGGGGCGUGGAUCGGGCUCUUAGUAACGCCAAGCGCAUGGUCAUUCCCAUUAUUCACGAGCGCCGGCUCCGGGAACGUGAGGAUCCCACGUAUGAGAAGCCCGAGGACUUCCUUCAAAACUUGCUAGACGGAGGUAAGGAAAUCGAAGACGACGACGAGACGACAGUGCAGCGUUUGAUGGUUACCUAUCUGGGAUCCGGCCCGUCAACUAUCAUUGCCGUGGCACAGGUUUUGUUUGAUCUCUGCGCUCAUCCGGAAUAUGUGGAGCCGUUGAGGCAGGAGGCGUUGGAGGUCCUUGCCCAGGAAGGAGGGUAUACGAAAAAGGCUUUGGCCGAUAUGAAGCAAAUGGAUAGUUUUAUGCGAGAGUCGCAGAGGUUGAGCCCUCCUACCUUACUCGGAUUCAACGCUAUAGUCCGCCAACCGGUGACACUACAUGAUGGAGUCAUCCUCCCCGAGGGCGCCCAUAUUCAGAUGGCGACCUACGCUAUCGGCAUUGACCCCGAACGAGUCCCAGAUGCAGACAAAUUCGAUGGUCUGCGUCAAUUCAAUAACAGAAAACGACCAGGCGAGAGUAACUGGCAUCAAUUCACAACCACCAGCGAGAACAACCUACACUUCGGCCACGGCAAAAUCGUGUGUCCGGGGCGAUUCUUUGCCGAUCAUUCCAUGAAGAUGAUCGUUAGCAAUAUCUUGUUGAGAUACCAUCUUCGCUUCGUAGGAGGGUCGACGCAACGGCCUUCGAACUCUAGUAUGUACGAUGUUGUGAUUCCGGAUUUGAGUACGUGUGUGCAGUUUAAGGUCAGGGAGGAUGCGCGGGCUUUCUAG